UAAGCACCCGGGCUGCGGGGCCCGGUGGCGCGCGGCGGUGCAGGGGGUGCUCGGGCUGGGCGCGGGUCGAGCGCCGCCGGCUCUCGGGUCCGCCGCAUGGAGUCUCCAGCUUCCGCGCGGGGCUACGGCCCCGUCUCGGGCCCCGCCGGGCUCAUCAAGUCGCCCAAGCCCUUGAUGAAGAAGCAGGCGGUGAAGCGGCACCACCACAAGCACAACCUGCGCCACCGCUACGAGUUCCUGGAGACGCUGGGCAAAGGCACGUACGGGAAGGUGAAGAAGGCGCGGGAGAGCUCGGGGCGCCUGGUGGCCAUCAAGCUGAUCCGAAAAGACAGAAUCAAGGAUGAGCAGGAUCUGUUGCACAUCCGGCGGGAGAUCGAGAUCAUGUCGUCGCUCAACCAUCCGCACAUCAUCGCCAUCCAUGAAGUGUUCGAGAACAGCAGCAAGAUAGUGAUCGUCAUGGAAUACGCCAGCCGGGGCGACCUGUACGAUUACAUCAGCGAGCGGCAGCGGCUCAGUGAGCGCGAAGCCCGCCACUUCUUCCGGCAGAUCGUGUCCGCCGUGCACUACUGCCACCAGAAUGGGAUUGUACACCGGGACCUCAAACUGGAGAACAUCCUUCUAGAUGCCAAUGGGAACAUCAAGAUUGCUGAUUUCGGCCUCUCCAACCUCUUCCACCACGGCCAGUUCCUGCAGACGUUCUGCGGGAGCCCCCUGUACGCCUCGCCCGAGAUCAUCAACGGGAAGCCCUACAUGGGCCCCGAGGUGGACAGCUGGUCUCUGGGGGUGCUGCUCUACAUCCUGGUACACGGCACCAUGCCCUUUGAUGGGCAGGACCACAAGACGCUGGUGAAACAGAUCAGCAACGGGGCCUACCGGGAGCCGCCUAAGCCCUCUGAUGCCUGUGGCCUGAUCCGGUGGCUGCUCAUGGUGAACCCCAGCCGCCGCGCCACGCUGGAGGACGUGGUCAGCCACUGGUGGGUCAACUGGGGCUACGCCACCCGCAUCGGGGAGCAGGAGGCUCUGCCGGAAGCAGGGGCCCCGGGCGGCGACUCAGGCCGGGCAUCCAUGACCAGCUGGCUCUGGCGCUCGUCCCGCCCGCUGCUGGAGAACGGGGCCAAGGUGUGCAGCUUCUUCCGGCAGCACGCAGCAGGGGCCGCGGGCCUGGAGCGCCAGCACUCCCUCAAGAAGUCCCGCAAGGAGAACGACAUGGCACAGUCCCUCCAGGCAGCCCCGGCCGCCCCACACCCGGGCAAGGGCGACCUCAAGCAGCCCACCAAGGGCAUUCUCAAGAAGGCCUCGGCCCCCGCGGAGGAGGAGGGGAAGGCGAUGGAGGCGGCCCGGGGGGGCGCCAAGCCAAGCCCCUGCCAGGCCGUGCCCUCGGCCCCCAGGAAGGGCAUCCUGAGGAAAGCUCAGAAGAGGGAGUCCGGCUACUACUCCUCUCCCGAGCCCAGUGAGUCUGGGGAGCCCCUGGACACCGGGGACGUGUUUGCCAGGGGCCCCUCGGUGGAGCAGAAGCCCCCGGCGGACACGGGCCCCCUCCUGCACCGCAAGGGCAUCCUCAAACACAAUGGCAAGUUCUCCCGCACGGCGCUGGACCUCACGGCCAACCCCGCCUUCGGCUCCUUAGACCAACUGGCUUCGGCCCCGCCGCCUCCCCGGGCCGGCCGCCCCUCGGGGGCCGUGAGCGAGGAGAGCAUCCUGUCCUCCGAGUCCUUUGACCAGCUGGACCUGCCCGAGCGGCUCCCCGAGGCCCUUCUGCGGGGCUGCGUGUCCGUGGACGACCUGACGGGCCGAGAGCAGCCGGGCUCCGAGGGCCCCGGAGCCAGGCCACUGAGGCGCUGGCGGCAGGACCCACUCGGGGACAGCUGCUUCUCCCUGAUGGACUGCCAGGAGGUGACACAGGCUUACCGGCAGGCCCUGGGGGUCUGUGCGAAGCUCAGCUGAGAGGGGGCGG
Messenger RNA from Sorex fumeus (smoky shrew), 1954 nucleotides. It is a transcript of the gene NUAK2, whose product is annotated as NUAK family kinase 2. The record is from RefSeq and is a predicted model, not a curated record. Lineage: Eukaryota; Metazoa; Chordata; Mammalia; Eulipotyphla; Soricidae. The coding region runs from base 97 to 1944 and encodes 615 amino acids. The transcript has 7 exons. Gene Ontology annotation, molecular function: ATP binding; tau-protein kinase activity; protein serine/threonine kinase activity. Gene Ontology annotation, biological process: microtubule cytoskeleton organization; protein phosphorylation; intracellular signal transduction. Gene Ontology annotation, cellular component: cytoplasm.